Messenger RNA from Poecilia reticulata (guppy), 1184 nucleotides. Lineage: Eukaryota; Metazoa; Chordata; Actinopteri; Cyprinodontiformes; Poeciliidae. The record is from RefSeq and is a predicted model, not a curated record.
CUUCCUGGUCUCACCUGCAGCCCCUCCAGUCUGGCUCAGGCCACGCCCACUACMUUUGGCGACCUGCGGCUGGCCAAUGGGCAUUCAGCUCAGCGCCGGCGCGUCAACUCGGGCCCGCCUCCCUCUGGGCUGCAGGACUGGCUUCUCACCUUCCAGACGUGGAGCGGCCCGGAGAGGCUGCUGGCUCUGGACGAGCUGAUCGAUCGGUGCGAGACCAGCCAGGUGAAGCACAUGAUGCAGGUGAUCGAGCCUCAGUUCCAGAGAGACUUCAUAUCUCUGCUCCCCAAAGAGCUCGCGCUGUACGUCCUCACCUUCCUGGCCCCGAGGGAUCUGCUGCAGGCGGCGCAGACCUGCAGGUACUGGAGGAUCCUGGCCGAGGACAACCUGCUGUGGCGGGAGAAAUGCCGUGAGGAAGGUAAGCACUGUUUAUCCAGCUGUUGGCGCCACGUGUUGGUGAAUCUGUCGCUUCCGGAUGUGAUCGAUCGAUCGAUCGGAUCUGUAAAGCUAACCGUGAUUCGUCUUUCUGCGUCGCCUCAGUGUCUGCGCACGCUGACGGGCCACAGCGGCGGCGUGUGGUGCAGUCAGAUGGCCGGCGCCACGGUGAUCAGCGGCUCCACCGACCGGACGCUGCGGGUCUGGGACGCCGAGAGCGGCGAGUGCGUCCACGCCCUGUACGGCCACACGUCCACGGUGCGCUGCAUGCACCUGCACGGCGAGAGGUAGCGCACUCACUCACUCACUCACUCACUCACUCACUCACUGGGGGGUAGUGAGGAAGUAAACGUGUCGUCUCCAUAGCAACCACAAAGACCCUGGAAAAGCGCACGCACCAACACGCAUCUGUGUGUGGCUGGUUCCCGUCUCCAUGGCAACCUGCUGAUGCAGGGUGUUUUAUUGUUGUCGUAGCAUCGUUUAUCACGGUCAUGCAUGAAUGGAAGCGCUGAAGGCCAGCGGAGCGAGGAGCAAACAAACACUAAGUCAUUAAUAAUUCAUUAGAAAAAUGUAAAUUAUGGAGGGAGGAGAAGGACGACAUUUAGAGCAGAUUCAGAUCAGGGCGUCAAACUCUGGGCUGAUUUAGUGACUCWGGCUGCAGUCAGUUGUUAGUUUAUUCUGUCGAUUAAUCGAUUUAUUCGAUUAAUCRUUUAYUCUGAUGAAUAAUUGAAUAGACAGAGAAAAUCAGAACA